AUGCUCGGCCUCCGGCUCGUGAGCUCCGUCGCCACCAUGCUCGUGGCCACAAUGCUUGGUCUCCGGUCGACGGACGAGGUAGCUCUCACUGGGCCAAAGGUUGAGCUGAGGAAAUUCGCACGGCGCUUCUCGUCGAGCGUCAAGGUGAACGGUGACAUCGAUGUCCGCAGAUUUGUGUCUGCCGGGGAGGAGUUCUCUCACGCGGUCGAGCGGUUCGGCGACUUUACCAGGAGAGGCGUCGUUGACGCGCGGAAGAACCUGAAGCGAGUCGAGAAGGCCGCAGGCGGCCGGGUAGUAUCGAUGCAGGUGCUGCUGCGGGACGAGCUGCGUCGCGGCUCGCGGCACCCGAACGGGGGGCCAGCGCGGUCUACGGGGGCGGAGGCGCUGCUCUGGUCGCGGCUGUCGGUCUCGUUUUGGGUCGAGAUCUUCAAGGAGCACCUGCGGGGCAAGACGUCGCUGCCCGAUGCGACGCGGAGCGGGUUUGAGCGCUCGCUCGCCCGGUACCUCGACCGCUUCUCCCGCGCCGCCUUUGCCGCCGGGCUGCGGCAGAGCACCCCCGACUGGGAGGAGGUGCGCCGGCAUACGCACCUCGGCUGCGAGAACGGGCAGUGCUCGGACGAGACUCUGGCGGCGGAGCUGAAGGCGUUCGUGCGCGAGGUGGAGCCGGUGCUCGACCGCAUGGCGCGGCUGCAGAAGCAGGUCGGCCUGGAGGACCCGCGCACCCCGUAG
This is a messenger RNA of Emiliania huxleyi CCMP1516, 729 nucleotides long. RefSeq lists its product as hypothetical. The record is from RefSeq and is a predicted model, not a curated record. Gene Ontology annotation, cellular component: cytoplasm. Gene Ontology annotation, molecular function: lipid transfer activity. Gene Ontology annotation, biological process: intermembrane lipid transfer. Bases 1 to 729 code for a protein of 242 amino acids. The transcript has a single exon. Lineage: Eukaryota; Haptophyta; Isochrysidales; Noelaerhabdaceae.